Molecule: messenger RNA, 1046 nt
Organism: Corylus avellana
Lineage: Eukaryota; Viridiplantae; Streptophyta; Magnoliopsida; Fagales; Betulaceae
Product: Trm112p-like protein
Biological process (GO): tRNA methylation; rRNA (guanine-N7)-methylation; peptidyl-glutamine methylation
Molecular function (GO): protein heterodimerization activity
Source: RefSeq, a predicted model, not a curated record
UUUCAAAGAUAUAUUUAAACGCCCUAUCCCAAAAACCCUAUCAACCUGCGCCGUCGUUCACCUCUGACGUUGUUUACCGUUUCUCUUGAGAUUCCCAGAGAAUACAAAGAAGUCUUCGUCGAAGACAGAUUCAUCAUCGGUGCCGUGAGCCCGUACUUGGGGAUCGUUUCGUCGUCGACGAUCCCAGCGAUAUCAGAUCCAAUCCCCAAGUGCGAAUGAUCACCGGAUCCUCCGAGAGUCCCGAUUUCUCCUUGUAAUCCUUAUUCAUCAUCUCCAGCUCUCGCUGCCGAGCUUCUCUCUUGGCUUCGCGUGCUCUUUCUUUAGGGGUUAGGUAUCGGACGGGCGCGCUGCUCGAGCCUGUCUUCUCGCUCGAACGGUUUUUUGGCUACCACUCCGCCGCUCUUAGAAUUGGGUUGGGCCUUUUCGCCUCCACAAAAAGGCGAAAACAUCCCUCCUAUUGCUCUGCUGCUACUCCAUUGCGACUGACAGCGAAAGAUGAGGCUGCUAACUCAUAACAUGCUCUCCUCCAACAUCAAAGGCGUGGCCAACGGCUUUCCUCUCGGCAUCGAGGUGGAGAAGGUGAUAGAGAAGCAGGUGGAGUUAAGCGCAGACUUCCUACGAAAUCUGUUUCCGAAGAUCGAGUGGAAGGCCCUCGUUGACGCCGCCAGAACCAUGGGCUACGCCGAGCUCCCAGAGGAGGUCGACUCGUCCAUGCUCGACUCCAACGAAUUCUUGACCAAGUUCCACCACGCCCUCCUGGAGCUCCACCUCGAGGAGGGCGCUCUCGUUUGUCCCGAGACCGGUCGCCGCUUCCCCGUCACUAAGGGCAUCCCCAAUAUGCUCCUUCACGAAGACGAGGUCUGAAUCUGAUAAUAUUAUUAUUUACUGGCUCUCAGAUAUUAUUAAUUUGGUAUUGGUCUUUCUACCUAGUCGAGAAGCAACUUAGGGUUUUUGGGUAAUUAAAUCAAGUGCUUAUUUGAGAACCUCAAAUAAGAGGCUUUUGUUUUUGUUGGAGCGAAUGGAAAUUAAAGUUAUCCUCUUCUUCA